AUGGAUGUCUUACAAGAAAAUGAUUCCAUCGAAGCUAACGCAACGUAUGAAUAUGAUCCAACUAUUAACAUUGUUUAUGCCAUUAUUGGUAGUACAGCGAUCAUCGGUAAUAUUUGGGUUAUUGCAUUAAAUGUUAUCCACCGCGCAAUGUUGUAUCAAGCACCGAAUAAAUUUGUUGUCAGCUUAGCUGCUUCGGACGCUAUCAGUGGUUUAUUAAUAUUUAUCAUGCCAGGCUAUAUCUUUCCUGUUGAUAGUUAUCCAUAUCCGAACGGUGUUUACUUAGGAUCAAUAUUCUGUAGUUUAAUUGAUUCUAAUGCUUUAUUUUUUGCCUCUGGAUUUAUCUCGGUCUAUACUAUUGCUAUUAUAAGUAUGGAAAGAUGGUGUGCAGUUUCUCGCCCAUUUCUUUAUAAGCGAUUAUUCACGCAAAAUCGAACCCGUUUAAUUAUUAUUUGCAUAUGGAUAUUUGUGCCAAUUUCAGUUGUCGAUGGUGUUUUACAGAAAAAAUUCGAUGCAAGAUUAUUUCCUCCAUGUCAGUGGUUUAGUCUAUUUCGGGGUGAUAUUGUUUCAGCUAAUUUGGUUUUUAUGGUAUUAGAAUCUAUUCGUGUCUUUCUUCCAGCACUUGUUACUAUCAUUAGCUUUGCUGAUGUAGUUCGACGAAUGUCGAAAAAGAGCGAUGUGAAAUUAAAUUGCAGUAGCGCUAAACGUGUUAAGGUUCGACGGCGAUUUACAAUUAUGUUAGGUAUUGCUGCUGUGGCAUUAAUUAUAUGUUGGUUGCCUAACGAAAUUUAUUUUUCCUUAGUCCAAUUGCGUCUUGCUUUUUAUGAACCAAUAGUUCAUUCCAUUACCAAAACCUUAAUUGUGACAAAUUGCUGUGUUAAUCCGAUCAUUUAUGCGGCCACGAAUGUAACUUACCGUCGUGGCAUGAUCCAAUUAAUUAGGCAAAUAAGUCGCUGCAUAACGGGUAAAAAGACACCAAUAGCACCAAUCAAUUCGAUCAGGCCUAGCAGAAGUCCUACCAAUCUAACCAAUGCUAGUGCGUAUGAUUUAACUAGCCUUUAA
Messenger RNA from Trichoplax adhaerens, 1059 nucleotides. RefSeq lists its product as uncharacterized. Gene Ontology annotation, cellular component: membrane. Gene Ontology annotation, biological process: G protein-coupled receptor signaling pathway. Bases 1 to 1059 code for a protein of 352 amino acids. NCBI's taxonomy places the organism in Eukaryota, Metazoa, Placozoa, Uniplacotomia, Trichoplacea, Trichoplacidae. Gene Ontology annotation, molecular function: G protein-coupled receptor activity. The record is from RefSeq and is a predicted model, not a curated record. The transcript has a single exon.